Zingiber officinale is the source of this 2086-nucleotide messenger RNA. RefSeq names its product flavanone 3-dioxygenase 2-like. Gene Ontology annotation, molecular function: dioxygenase activity. Bases 137 to 1210 code for a protein of 357 amino acids. The record is from RefSeq and is a predicted model, not a curated record. Lineage: Eukaryota; Viridiplantae; Streptophyta; Magnoliopsida; Zingiberales; Zingiberaceae. The transcript is spliced from 4 exons.
AGGGGGGCCUCGACGUGUCGUCAUGUUUACCGCCGCCUGCUCUUUAAAAACGCGGCUAGUAUCCAGUAAACGCCAUCAGAUGGCAUAACAUUCUCCUCCAUAAUUUUCUCCUUUUCCCUGCACCGUGUCAUUGCGGAUGGCGGAUCAACUGCUCUCCACCAUCUCCCGCAAACUCCGUUCCUUGCCGGCGAGCUACGUCCGGCCCGAGUCCCAGCGUCCGCGCCUCCACGAGGUUAUCAGCGACGCCGCCAUACCCACCGUCGACCUCGGCUCGCCGGACCAGCAUCAGAUCGUGGCCCAAAUCGCCGACGCCUGCACGCAUUACGGAUUCUUCCAGGUGGUGAAUCAUGGAGUGGGGAAUAAGUCGAUGCGGCUGAUGAUGGAAGUGGCGCAGGAGUUCUUCCAGCUGCCGGCGGAGGAGAAGGCGAAGCUCUACUCCGACGAUCCGGCGAAGAAGAUAAGGCUCUCGACGAGCUUCAACAUCAGGAAGGAGACGGUGCGAAACUGGAGGGACUACCUUCGACUCCAUUGCUAUCCCCUUGAAGAUUUCACGCCCGAGUGGCCUUCCAAUCCGUCGUCCUUCAAGGAAGUGGUGAGCGAUUACUGCAAGGAAGUGCGAGGACUUGGAUUUCGACUGCUGGGAUUGAUAUCGCUUAGUUUGGGACUGGAGGAGGAGUACAUGGUGAAGGUUUUGGGGGAGCAAGAGCAACAUAUGGCUAUAAACUACUAUCCAAAGUGCCCAGCUCCAGAUCUCACCUACGGUCUCCAAGCCCACACCGACCCCAACGCCCUCACCAUUCUUCUCCAGGACCAUACCGUGGAUGGUCUGCAGAUUCGCAAAGACGACAAGUGGAUCGCCGUCGGUUCUCAUCCCCAUUCCUUCAUCAUCAACAUCGGCGACCAAUUACAGGCGUUGAGUAAUGGAAGGUACAAGAGCGUUUGGCACCGUGCGAUCGUGAACGCCAACAAAGACCGGAUGUCGGUGGCAUCCUUCCUUUGCCCUUCCAAUCGCGUGCUCAUCAGCCCACCUGAAAAGCUCCUUAGCGAGGCAGGGCGAGCCAUGUAUAAGAACUACACCUACGAAGAGUACUACGACAGGUUUUGGAGUAGAAACCUGGAUGAUGAGCACUGUUUGGAGCUCUUCAAAAACGCUUCCUCGCUCGAGUCAGAGAAUCAAGCCUCCUCCUCCUCCGGCGGGAAUCAAUCAUAGUCCACGUGGUGUGUGUGUUGAAGUUGUCAAAUCAUGGAGGCCAAGAAGCAUCGAUUUCGGAUCUACUUCGCUCGCCAAAUUUUUUUUAGGUAAUUUGGUUGGCAAAUUUUGUAGACGGAAAGAGCACGAUGGUCCGGCCGGAACCCCUGCGAGCCGCGCGCGCGCGAGGUAUGCCCGAAAGAAGUAGUCACAACAUUCGGGCUCCGCCUCCCGAUUCAGACAUGCUUCCUCCAUGGCAGGCCACUUGCUCGGCCGUUCGACUUCCGGGGUGUUCAAUCGGCCCUGAUCCGGAGCUCAACCUAUUCGGGUUCGGGACUGGAUUAUGUAGGAUGCCGACAUGGUAUUAGUAUGUUGAUAAAUUAAUAUGGAAUUAGCAACUUCUGUUCCACUCUUGACCAGGAGUUGCUAAUAGAUAGGAUCUCAUGAGAAGAGAUCCUCUUGAUCGAUUUUUUGCGAUUCAGAAGAUGUUCCUUUUUUAUGUAUUGGUAAAGAUACAUGAUCUCCAUCUUUUUUACAAGUGGGGAUUAUAUAUUCCUAUCAAUAUAUGUAAAGGAACAUCCUCUGGACUGUAAAAGUGAUCCAAAAAAUCCGACUUGGAUCCCAUUGACUAUACUUGUAUAUUACAGGUGUUCGGUCCAGAGGAUACGGCUUCUGGAAUUAAUGGAUUGCUGAGAAUUAGUGGGUUGAUGAGAUGGUAGUUUGUAGAAUAAUGAGAUAAUAAUUAGUGAUAAUAAUGGAUAAAGAUAAAUAGUCUAUAGUCAAUGUAUUUACAUUAAUUGUGGAGUUAGUGGUUUAUUUGGAUGAUGUAAUUAGCCUAUAUUAGUUUUUAUGAAUGAAAAUAUGAAACAAAAAAAUGAUUUUAGACAGAAGUUCAAA